Sciurus carolinensis (gray squirrel) is the source of this 4135-nucleotide messenger RNA. RefSeq names its product peroxisomal biogenesis factor 1 (gene Pex1). Gene Ontology annotation, molecular function: ATP hydrolysis activity; ATP binding. The record is from RefSeq and is a predicted model, not a curated record. The transcript is spliced from 24 exons. Gene Ontology annotation, cellular component: peroxisome; peroxisomal membrane; cytosol. Lineage: Eukaryota; Metazoa; Chordata; Mammalia; Rodentia; Sciuridae. Gene Ontology annotation, biological process: protein import into peroxisome matrix. Bases 14 to 3877 code for a protein of 1287 amino acids.
GUGGUUUGGAAAGAUGUGGGGCAGCGAUCGUCUAGCGGGAGCUGGGGAUGGCGGGGCAGCUGUCACGGUGGCCUUCACCAACGCUCGCGACUGCUUCCUCCAUCUGCCGCGGCGUCUCGUGGCCCAGCUGCACCUGCUGCAGAAUCAAGCAAUAGAAGUAACCUGGGGUCAUCAGCCUGCAUUCUUGAGCUGGAUAGAAGGCAGGCAUUUUAAUGAUCAAGGUGAAAAUGUAGCUGAAAUAAACAGAGAAGUUGGCCAAAAGCUUGGACUCUCAAACGGGGGACAGGUGUUUCUCAAGCCAUGUUCUCAUGUGGUGUCUUGUCAACAAGUGGAGGUGGAACCCCUUUCAGCAGAUGAUUGGGAGAUACUGGAGCUGCAUGCUGCUUCCCUGGAACAGCAUCUACUAGAUCAAAUUCGGAUAGUUUUUCCAAAAGCUAUUUUUCCUGUUUGGGUUGAUCAACAAACUUACAUAUUUAUCCAGAUUGUUGCACUAAUGCCACCUGCCAUUUAUGGAAGACUGGAAACUAACACCAAACUCCUUAUUCAACCCAAAACACGCCAAACCAAAGAGAAUACAUUUUCAAAAUCAGAUGACACAUGUGGAAAAUUUCAUUUUUAUGGAGGAGACCAAAAAAGAAUGACAAAAGAAUCUCAAACCAAGCAGUUUCAGUCAAAUACUUUGGGAGUCAUUGGGACUAAUGAGACAGACUCAGAGGUUCCAAUGGACUCAUCAUUAAUACCAAGCUUAUGGACUAUGAUAGGAAGCAUUUUUUCUUUUGGAUCUGAGAAGAAACAAGAAACAUCCUGGGGUGCAACUGAAAUUAAUGCUUUCAAAAAUAUGCAGUCAGAGAUUGUUCCUCUAGACAAUAUUUUCAGAGUAUGCAAAACUCAGCCUCCCAGUAUACACAGCACAUCAGCAACUUCCGUGUUUCACAAACACUGCGCAGUUCAUGUAUUUCCAUGGGACCAAGAAUAUUUUGAUAUGGAGCCCAGCUUUACUGUGACCUAUGGAAAGGUAGUUAAACUACUUUCUCCAAAGCAACAACAAAGUAAAACAAAACAGAGUGUCCUGUCACCUGAAAAAGAGAAACAGAUAUCAGAGCUACUAGAUCAAAAACAAAUUAAAACAGAUCACAGUCAAGAAGCUGAUAAGGCUUGUGUGCUAAAGGUAGUCUGGAAUGGACUUGAGGAAUUGAAGAAUACCAUAAAAUACACCAAAAAUGUAGAAUUUCUCCAUCUUGGGAAAGUCUGGAUUCCAGAUGACCUGAGAAAGAGAUUAAAUAUAGAAAUGCAUGCAGUAGUCAGAAUAACUCCAGUGGAAAUUAUCCCUAAAAUUCCAAGAUCUCUAAAAUUACAACCUAGAGAGAACUUACCUAAAGACAUAAGUGAAGAAGAUAUAAAAACUGUGUUCUAUUCAUGGCUACAGCAGUCUGCUACCACCUUGCUUCCUUUGAUAAUAUCAGAAGAAGAAUUUAUUAAGCUGGAAAUGAAAGAUGGGUUGAAAGAGUUUUCUCUGAGUAUAAUUCAUUCUUGGGGAAAAGAAAAAGAACAAGAAAAAGAAAAAAAUAUUUUUCUGUUGAGUACUAAUCUGCUUCAGAAGACCACAAUACAAGUCCUUCUAGAUCCUAUGGUAAAAGAAGAAAACAGUGAGGAAAUUGACUUUAUUCUUCCUUUUUUAAAGCUGAACUCUUUGGGAGGAGUGAAUUCCUUAGGCGUAUCCUCCAUGGAGCACAUCACUCAUAGUCUCUUGGGACGCCCAUUUUCUCGGCAGCUGAAGUCCCUUGUUGCAGGACUUAGGAAUGGAGCCCUUUUACUAACUGGAGGAAAGGGAAGUGGAAAAUCAACUUUAGCCAAAGCAAUCUGUAAAGAAGCAUUUGAUAUGUUGGAUGCCCAUGUGGAGCUGGUUGACGGUAAAACUUUACGAGGAAAAAGGCUCGAAACCAUACAAAAAACCCUAGAGGCAGCUUUCUCAGAGGCAGUAUGGAGGCAGCCAUCUGUUGUUCUGCUGGAUGACUUGGAUCUCAUUGCUGGACUGCCUGCUGUCCCGGAACACGAGCAUAGUCCUGAUGCGGUGCAGAGCCAGCGGCUUGCACAUGCUUUGAAUGAGAUGAUCAAAGAAUUUAUUUCCAUGGGAAGUUUGGUUGCACUGAUUGCCACAAGCCAGUUUCAACAUUCUCUGCAUCCUUUACUUGUUUCUGCUCAAGGAAUUCACAUAUUUCAGUGUGUCCAGCACAUUCAACCUCCUAAUCAGGAGCAAAGAUGUGAAAUUUUACAUAAUAUAAUAAAAAAUAAACUUGACUGUAAUAUAAACAAGUUCACUGAUCUUGACUUGCAACACAUAGCUAAAGAAACUGAAGGGUUUGUAGCUAGAGAUUGUACAGUGCUUGUGGACCGAGCCAUACAUUCUCAUCUCUGUCAUCAGCCUGUAUCCACCAGGGAAGAAUUAGUUUUAACAACAACAGACUUUCAGAAGGCUCUCAAAGGAUUUAUUCCUGCAUCUCUACGAAAUGUCAACUUACAUAAGCCUAGAGACCUGGGCUGGGAUAAGAUUGGUGGAUUACAUGAAGUUCGGCAGAUACUCAUGGAUACUAUCCAAUUACCAGCCAAGUACCCAGAAUUAUUUUCAAACUUGCCCAUAAGACAGAGAACAGGAAUAUUGUUGUAUGGUCCUCCUGGCACAGGAAAAACCUUACUAGCUGGGGUAGUUGCACGAGAGAGUGGAAUGAAUUUUAUUAGUGUCAAGGGGCCAGAGUUACUCAGCAAAUAUAUUGGAGCAAGUGAACAAGCUGUUCGUGAUAUUUUUAUUAGAGCACAGGCUGCGAAGCCCUGCAUUCUUUUCUUUGAUGAAUUUGAAUCCAUUGCUCCUCGAAGAGGUCAUGACAAUACAGGAGUUACAGACCGAGUAGUUAACCAGUUGCUGACUCAGUUGGAUGGAGUAGAAGGCUUACAGGGUGUUUAUGUAUUGGCUGCUACUAGUCGCCCUGACUUGAUUGACCCUGCCCUGCUUAGGCCUGGUCGACUAGAUAAAUGUGUAUACUGUCCUCCUCCUGAUCAGGUAUCACGUCUUGAAAUUUUAAAUGUUCUCAGUGACUCUCUGCUUCUGGCAGAUGAUGUGGACCUUCAGCAUGUGGCAUCACUGACCGACUUCUUUACUGGAGCUGAUCUUAAGGCUUUACUUUAUAAUGCCCAAUUGGAGGCCUUACAUGGAAGGCUGCUCUCAAGUGGACUCCAGGAUGGAAGUUCUAGCUCUGAUAGUGACUUAAGUCUGUCUUCAAUGGUCUUUCUUAACCAUAGUAGUGGCUCUGAUGACUCUGCUGGAGAUGGAGAAUGUGGCUUAGAUCAGUCCCUUGUUUCUCUAGAAAUGUCUGAGAUCCUUCCAGAUGAAUCAAAAUUCAAUGUGUACCGGCUCUAUUUUGGAAGCUCUUAUGAAUCGGAACUUGGCAGUGGAACCUCCUCUGAUUUGAGCUCACAGUGUCUGUCUGCACCAAGCUCCAUAACUCAGGAUUUGCCUGGACUUCCUGGGAAAGAUCAGUUGUUUUCACAACCGCCAGUGAACAGAACAGCUUCACAGGAAGGUUACCCAGAACUCACGCAAGAACAAAGAGAUCAGUUGAGGGCAGAUAUCAGUAUCAUCAAAGGCAGAUACCGGAGCCAAAGUGGAGAGGAUGAAUCUCUUAACCAGCCAGGACCAAUCAAAACCAGUCUGGCUAUUAGUCAGUCGCAUUUAAUGACUGCACUUGGUCACACAAGACCAUCCAUUAGUGAAGAUGACUGGAAGAAUUUUGCUGAACUGUAUGAAAGCUUUCAAAAUCCAAAGAAGAGAAAAAAUCAAAGUGGAACAGUGUUUCGACCAGGACAGAAAGUAACUUUAGCAUAAAUUAUACUUCUGAUUUUUGUGUGUGUGUGUGUCUGUCUGUCUGUGUGCGUGUAUGUGGCUUGUCCAUACUUUGUAACAGUAAAAAAUUGUAUCUGUAAAUUUCUUUUUAAUUUCACAAAUUUGGUUAAUCUGUAGAAUCACAGAUUGGUAAAUGCUGUGAUAAUGUAAUAAUCAGGAUUACUUGAGAUUAACACUGUACAAUAAAUUGAGAUAUUUGUAAGAUCUGUAUUUUAUUUCCUGUUAUUAAAUCUUUAAUGA